This is a messenger RNA of Plasmodium coatneyi, 2328 nucleotides long. RefSeq lists its product as uncharacterized. The record is from RefSeq and is a predicted model, not a curated record. NCBI's taxonomy places the organism in Eukaryota, Apicomplexa, Aconoidasida, Haemosporida, Plasmodiidae. The transcript has 7 exons. The coding region runs from base 1 to 2328 and encodes 775 amino acids.
AUGCCGAGUCUAUUAGUGGAUCUACUAGUAAAAUGGGUAAAGGAGAGGCGAAUACAGAAGAACGAAGAUUUCAAGAAUCGAAUAUGGGAAGAGUUGGAAGAAUUAUUUAAGGACAUGAUGCAAAGCAUAGAAGACAACACUCAAGCAGAAAAUGAUUUUUGUGCUUUUGAGGACGAGGAUGAGAAACAAAUAUUAGGAGGGGACAAUAAAAGUAAAGAAUUGUGCAAAAUACUAUUAAGAAUGUUCUUUUGGAUGGGUGGAUUAGAACUGAAAUACGAACGGAACAGUGGCGUAGGGUGGCAAUGGGUGAAGAAAAAGUGGAAGAAAGGAGAAAGUGAAGAAGAGAAGGAACUACAGGCCUAUCUUAGGUGCUUAGUUGGAAGAGUUACUAUGACAAGAAUGUUAGGAACACAUUGUAAGCUAGACAAAGUAGCAGGACUCGUUAAGGAGGCUGUAGACGGGUAUGUAGGAACCUUCGGAGGAGGCGACCAUUAUGAGGUAUGUAAGGAAAUAGAUAUUAACAGUGUAGGAAUGGGUCAGAAAUUCAUAUGGGGUGAAGCUCAGAAAUGGAUAAAUGAAUAUAGCACAGAAGAGAACCCAUAUAAAGGAAUAAAAAAAGUGAGUGCAGGGAAUAGUGCACUACACAAAAUAAAGGGAGAGGGACAGGAUUGCCCAGGGGAAGAGGGGCAGAGGAGUACUAAUCGGAAAGCCUUGGAGGAAUUAGGAAUAAAAACCACAUCGGACGAUGAUGACUUGAUUUUAGGGGAUGACGAUGUAUCUUUGGAUAACACUGCCCUGGAGGAUGUAUUGAAAGGAGUGAAGGACAACAAAAUCAAGAACCACAAUGAUUUACAGAACGAGGUGAAGGAAAAAGUGAAACAGAAGAAAGCAAUAACUGCAGCAGAUGUAAAGUGUAAAGAAGGUACCAUAUGUGAUCGCGCAGACUGUGUAACGAAGGAAUGGAAACGGAUCAGAUCAAACAGAGAAUCGCAGAAGGAUGAGAGUGAAGUUUGGUAUGACUUCCCAACUAGGGUCGAUGCAUUCGUUACAGCCAUGUCUACACCGAGCAAAAAUGAAGAUCAAUACUGUAAUGACACUAAUUGGAAGAAUGAAGACGCCGGGCAAGCAAAGAAAAAAGCAUGCCACCUUAUUGUGAAAGGAUUAAAACAUAUAUACAAUAUUCAGUUGACUUCAGGGACAGAUGAACACAACCCUGUUCAGAACCAAGAAUUUAAGCAAUUUGUAGCAUGUCUUUUAUUAAAUGAAUUCGCAAAACAAAUGAAAGAAAAGUGUCCAGGCAAAAAGGAAGACAUUGAAAAAGGCAUAGAAAAAGGCUUUGGAUUCAUGGAAAAAAUUAAAGGAGAUAAAUGUUCAAUUACUUAUCCAUGUGUUGAAUGCAAAUGGGAAAAAGAAGUAUAUGAAACUUGCAAAAUGGGCGGACAGCAAGUGAGGUCCAAAUUGAAAGAACUCUUCCAGAGCAGUAGAAAAAAAGACGAAAUAGAAAAAACGCUAAAUGAUAUAAGUACUUUAUGUAAAACACCUCCUACUGCUCCACCAGGCAGUCCAGCUAGAAGUGACAAAUCAGGAGCCGAGGAUGAUGUUCCUCCUCUAACACCACCCCCUCCACCAGAUGCUGAAGAAAGUGAGGAUGGGGAACGAGAUUCUCCCUCCUCCAAUGGUGAAAGUGAACCUCCACAAUUACCAGCACCACUGAAACCACGAACACCCGAAGAGAAACCAUCGUCGGAGGACGGCACUGGCUCUAAACAGGAAGACACAGGUAAGAAUAUAACACCUUCUACAGAAACUUCCAAAGUUGUAGAUUGUGAUAGUGUGCAGGUAGACGGUGAUGAGGACACAGCCCUUAAGCGUUCCCUUCCUGCUCAGAUUCCUUCUGCUGCCAAACUUACUGCCAAGAAAGGAAUCGAUCCCUUCCUUCCUUACCUCCCGCUCGCUCCUGCCGUGUUUGUUAUUUCUGUUAUGAGCUACUUGCUCUGGAAGUACUUUGGAAUGCUUCGUAAGACAAGAAAACGUUACAGAAGAGCUGCUCAAAUACGUGGUCCAUCCUUAGAACAGCAGAUUGUUGACCAUGUGGAACAGCAGGAUGGUCCACGAGAAUAUACUUUAAAAAUGUUCCUAUGGAACAGAUUCCAAGUUCAGAUUCCGGAUUUAGGGAGAAAAGACUUUGUUCCCAAGGAAGAUGUUUUUAAGGAACAGGUUCCAAGUUCAGAUUCCGCGUUUAGGGAGGAAGACUUUGUUUCUAAGGAAGAUGUUCCUAGAGCAGAAGUUCCUAAGGAACAGGUUCCAAGUUUAAGGUUCAGCGUUUAA